GAUCAAUAGAUGGCUAACACAAACGAUCCGAGAUUUCGUGUUUUAGAACGUAAAUACUUCUUGUUCAUCAAUAAAUUGUGAGUCUAUUGUUAAAUUGUAGCUUUUAAAAUAAUUAAUUAAUCUAACGUUACGGGAAAUUAACAAAAUAAAUGUGAUUUUAAAGUGGAGGGGCGAGGUAGAUGAUCGCGACGUUUUUAAGGUGCCGCUGUCAUAUUUAUUGUGCGAUGUUGCUUAUUUCCUGUCGUUGAAAUGUCAUUAAGAUUUUUAAUAAGCAAGAAGAGGACUUUCCCCUAUGAAACAAAAAUGAGAAGCUGUGUAGUGCAAAAGAAAGAUAACUCGCAAAAAAGACUUUUCGAAGAAAUAGUGAACGGUAAUUACCCUUCGCGGGCCGUGAACAAGAUGAACGGGAAUACCUUGGAAAACUUUGUUUUGCGUCUUGUAGAAUUUACAUCUGUGAAGAUGGGCGCGAAAUCUAAAAGUGAUCUUGAACUAUUGAAUUGGUGGCCCUGGCCCGGUGACGUAUCCAAUUACAAAUCUAACAAGAAGGACAAGGACUUUCGGGGAAAUUUGAAAAAGGUCGUAAUAGACUGUUGUGCACUCUUCAGAGGCUUCAAUGAAAAAUGGCUUCCUCGAGCUCUUCCGUGGGUAAACGACGAAAAUUUCGAUAUCGUGCAAGUCAAGGCCGAGAAAAGAAAAGCUAAAGUUCCUCAGGAAGUACCACCGAAUAAGAAACGAAAAACUUUACUGCCUACAAUUACAAAAGAGGUGACCUCGGAACCUUACAUAAGUAUAUCCAGAUAUAACUCGCAGGAAGUAACAAGUCCGAAACCCGUAAACCAAACCGAAUUCCUCAACUAUUUCGAACUUAGUUUAAACAACAAUGAUAUCCCGAAAGCUACCCAAGUGCCAAACAACUCAAGAGUCAUCAGGCUACAAAACUGUCCGCACGUUCCAUUCUCGUCCAACGUCGGUCAACUCUUAAUGAAAAAGGAAAAUUGUUCUGUACCGGAUAAUGUGACCGAACGAAAAAUCGAUAGGAUUGAAUGGUACAUCAACAGAGAAUCUCCAAAUCCAAAGACUGUCCAAAAUCUCAAUUACGAAACUAGUUACGUGCCUAACAAGAACUAUACCGAACAUGAUUUCAGAUUCCCUAAACGACAGUACCAUCAAGUGCUUGGCAACAGACACUAUACCAAAUACAUUUACGGGAUCUGCAAACCCCUAGAUAUCGAUGUCGAAAAUGAUGAUCUUGUAGAACUUAAGGCGAAAUACGAUAAAUUAAAAAUGAAAGUGAAAGUGAACAAAUUGUCCGCUAAACAACUCAAAAAGUACGUGUGUAAAGAAGCUAAAAUUGUGAUAGAAAAAAAGAAAAUUAAUACAAAAUCGGAUGAACUUUUCUCCAAAGUUGCUAAGGUUACUUUGAGGAACAAGCAAGUGUCCAAGAACGCGAAAAUCGUUUUAGAAAGAUCGAAUUUAAAAAAUGCGAAAACGAAAAAUUCCGCCACAAGAAAACGAAGGUAAUAUAAGGUUUGUUGCGGGUUCUGUAUGUAGAAUUUUACGUAUGGAUAUCUUGAGUGUACAGGUUGACUAAAAAGUCUGACAGAACGCUUAAAUUUUAGAGACUAAAAUAUGAG
Psylliodes chrysocephalus is the source of this 1634-nucleotide messenger RNA. Lineage: Eukaryota; Metazoa; Arthropoda; Insecta; Coleoptera; Chrysomelidae. The record is from the annotation of a GenBank genome assembly.